CAAAUAUUGGAGCAGCUUUGGUCGAGUUAUAGCAGAUUGACACAGAUUUCGAGUAUAAAAGUUAAUCAGCUAAGCCACAGGUUUAGUAUAAAGGGACGCCUUUAUCCAGCAAUUCUACCUGUUGAAAGCAAGGAGGUUUCAGGAAAGGUUCUCCAGGGAAUUACAGAUCUUGAGUUAGAUGCCCUUGAUGCAUUUGAAGAUGUGGAAUAUAAGAGAGAAACUGUUGAGAUCUCUUUGAUUGAUACUUCAGAGGAACUACAAGCAUAUGCAUAUAUUUGGGCAGAUAAAGAUGAUCCUGACCUGUAUGGCGAGUGGGAUUUUGAGGAGUGGAAGAGGCUGCACAUGAAGGAAUUUCUUGCAAUGACACAGUCAUUCUUGGAGGAGACUGAACGAUCAGAAUCAACAUCGAGAGUACGAGUGUUUACGGAGAUGGAGCCACCAAAAUCACAAGACUGAGGGUAUCGAUCAGCAUAUAAAACCCCUACUGCUGCUGUUCACGAGCCUUGAAAAUGGCUGUUCUUAAUUAUUAGAUGUUUCUAUUGGUUUUUGAUAGAGAACUAUAGAUGAAAUAAUGCCAGCUGCUACGACAAAUUAACAGAAGAAGCUCGAUGUUAACUUGCCAUGCGUAUGAAAAGUUAAUUACGCGCAUGCAUGCCUUUAAAAUUCAUUCAGACUUAAAUCCCA
Molecule: messenger RNA, 684 nt
Organism: Asparagus officinalis (garden asparagus)
Lineage: Eukaryota; Viridiplantae; Streptophyta; Magnoliopsida; Asparagales; Asparagaceae
Product: AIG2-like protein D
Exons: 5
Source: RefSeq, a predicted model, not a curated record